UCAUUCCCUGUGUCAUUUCUUCUUGCACCCGCCAAACACCUCGACGAUACUGUCGCCCCCCACGCCACCUUCACCACCCAUUCUUGUCCGUUGACACCUCGAGAGAUGGGGGACGAUGUGGAGCGUAUGCAAGCAGCCUCUGGCCCUUCGACGCAAUACUCGCCCUCCUAUCAUCUCGCUGCCCUGGCCUCCGCUGCUGCAGACUCACGCGUUGGCCACGACAAUGAUGGCGACGAUGACGAUGACGAUGAGCUGCUCAAUCACAUCGUUGGAGGCUCUUCCUCCGAGUCGACUGUCUUGAGGCACCUGAGGUCUAAUUUGGCACGACCAACAGACUUGUACGAUGAGGCUAGGCCUGGCAGAACAGUCACACAGGAAGCAGAGGGGCCUACCGAGCUGGCUUGGCAGGGCAAGAGAUUGGUAUGGAGUAGAGGCUGCCAGGUCAUCAGAAGCUACUCUUACCCAGAAGCCGUGGUACACGCCUGCUGGUCAUGGCUUGACAAGUACGGACCGAGAUUGCCUUCGACCUCGACUUCACGCUCAGGAAUCAGCAAUCCUCGCAGGCGGCAGAGCUCCGGCGACUCUCACGAGCUCUUCUCUCCUUCGCAGCGGGCCUUUGUCGCAGAGCUCAACGGCGGAGCCGCAGAAGAAGCUCGUCGCUUCCCUCCUCGACAGCAAGGCAUCGAACGUGCGCUGAUUGCCGUCUUGCAGACGGCAAUCAUCGUAUACUAUCCGCGCCUGGGCGAAGAAUACAGCAUACCAAAAGGCUUCAAGCUACAGCGGGCUCUCCCUACCUCUCUGGGAGUUCUACUUCAGCGUACAGCGGGGGAAGAAGACUGGAGACGUUGGCGCAAUCCAGAUGCAUCGGUGAGCAGCGAUCGGCGCGAAGCUCGUCUGCCAACGCUCUUUUAUCUUGAGCACCACUUCUCAGAAGUGAUACCCAUCGCACUGGUUGAGAAGCUCUUGUGGCCCAAGGACGGCUCAGCGGCAGCCUACGGCGUAGCUCAGGACUACCGCAAUGUAGAUGAGCACAUCAUCUUUGCCUCGUCUUCCCUGUCCAGAAGCUCGCCGACGAAGCAACAGUAUUCGAUCGUCGUUACUUCCGACGUCAGGACGAGCAAGUUGCGAUUAUACGCUUUCUCGGCCGCGUGUGAGGGAUGGAAAGGUCCACUUCCGUCCAACUUGACUGCUGAGCAAUCUGAGCAAGGCAAGACUGAAGAGACCGACCGCGAAGUGCGUCGCCCGACGAGCAAUGGAAGGCCUUCUAUGUUGCGACAUGAUAGCUGGACUGCGAGAGGCCCAUCAGCGGCCUUGCCACGUCGCUCCACAAGACUCUCUAGCGCAUCCACGCCUGCACGAGAGCAGUUGUCUACUCGGCAGACUCCAAUGACUCGCCGCAGGAGCUCCAAAUUCCCUUCUGCCGCCGACAAGAGCAAUCUCAACAUGGCUCGAAUUGAUGAAUCGUUCACCGGUCCUGCUUAUGCCAUCAGUGCGGCAGCCGGUCCUUUGGCAUCCGUACCAGCUCAAUCAGAACGAAUAGACGAUGCAGCUGAAGCUGAGGAGAUGGGCCAAAUUGUGGAAGGGCUGGCAGGGAGAAGCAGUAAAGGCUCUGCAGCGACUGCAGAGAACAGCAGAGCUGGCGAAAGUCGCCGGAUCUCGGGCAGUGUCGUCAAACAGAAGCGCAACAGCCAGAUGGCCCGCACGCCAUACGUUCCACGGACUCACACACGCGUCACAAGUGCCUCGUUGUCUAGACGAAGAUCAUCGAAAAGCGCACCUCUGGAAGGCGAUGUCGACCAUCAGUCUAUGUACGGACUCGCUAGUGCAAAGUCUCUGGUACCCGACGACUGCGAGAUGGGACAUCUUCGAGAGGGCAAGGCGUACCCCUUCGACGAUGAAGCUGGCCUGGACGACCCCUUCGCCAGAAGACCAGCUUUGCAACUUCUUACAGUCAUCGCCGAUGUGUUCAUGACCCACCCUUCGGAUGCCAACGUGUUCAUCACAUCUUCUCGAGACGACACCUCUACCCUGCUCUAUAUAAGCACUCCGAAGCAGCUGCUAUGUAGGAAAGUCGAUUUCAUAGCUUCAGGCGAUGUCUCGUACCUUGUAUGCUCGGAACCUGCCAACCCAGUAUCGGACCCAUCCCUGAGAGCGGUUUCGAUCGCUGCUACUGGGUCUCAGCAGAAAGACACGCUGAUACUAGACGGCGAAGGUCAUCUUCAGCUUCAAGUCGGCUCGAGUAACAGUCUCCAGACGAUACCGCUUCACUUUGACGAGCGAACUCGUCGGAUCAUGCACUGGGUCUCCGAACAAUCUGCUCCACGAACUCAGUUGCUUCACCUAUUCCGCGACCCAUCACGAAGCGACGUAGUCUGUCUUGUCUGCGAAGGCGGUCAGACUUUCGAAGCUCACCUUGACUUCGCUCCCGCCGAUCCCACUGUUCGAGCUGUACUGACCGCUCUCGAAAUUGCAGUAGGGAAUGGCCUUCUCUACCGUCGAGCAUGGAUCUGCCGCAUGCAUGGCGCCACGCAGCUGUCAGAGUGGGAUGCCCUUACAGAGCUGUUUUUACAGACUGAUCUGGACAACUUGGGUCUAGCAGGACAAAAGGCGGCAGCGUGGACGAGUCUACUGGCUGAAGAGGGUGACGCCUGUAUCGCCCUCCCUCCAACAGCUUCAGGUGCCCGCACAGUUCGUUCGAGAUGCAACGUCUCGCCUAGUCAUACUUCUGCGGUCUUGUCAACUCUCAACGCUGUGGCACAAGACCUACGUCUCGACGUUGCCUUGGCCCCUACCUCCAGUACCCAGCUGGGCACCCUGAUCUUCCAUCUGGCUGUCUGCCACGGAGCCACCUUACUGGCAGAUUAUUGGGGAAGCUUUAUUCCACCUGCUCACCUUGAAAGGUCAGGUCAUGAGCUCAAUUUGACCAUCACACCCUCAUUCCAACCGAAAGAUGUCUUGGAACAGACCUUGAUGGCCGUCUGUGGGCGCUUCGCGAACAAACAAGCUUUCCUGCAGUCGUUCUGCCCGGACGGCAGCCACCUGUCCUCUGCUCGCUUCCUGCCGCGUAUCGCCAAGCUCUUUGAUACACUGACAGAGAGAGCUUUGAGCUCGCAUGACGGGGUAGGUACCGCUCGUUGGCUCACCCACAUCUCUAUGGGACUGAGUGCUUUACCAUGGUGCCUCACCGCCGUACUUCGUCACAAGCUUCGCACGAUCUGCCAAGACCCGCCAACAGGCCUCUCGCCGGCAGCAUAUCGCCUCAUGGGUCGACAGGACCUCGCCAAUUUGAGCUCAGAUCCCGGACAUGAGCAGCACGCCUAUUAUGCAGCCGAAAGCCUUAGAUCACUUCCAACCACUGUCAAGCUCGAUCCUCUUUCUGCGAUGAUCUUUCCGGCCGACAGGAGGCUCCAGGACGUUGCAGAGAUGCUCGUCACCAGCCGGCCGACGGUCAUCCGAGCACCCGUGCGUGCGGACAAGACUGACGCAGAGAAUCGAGAAAGUGGUAUCAUCCGACUUUCCAACGUUGCGGAACGCAUCAAAGCGACGCAAAUCGGUCGCGGCAUGUUCUUGCUGCUCACAAAGCGCUUUGAUGCUACACAGAAGUGGUUCACCCCUCGCAUCAACCUGCGCAUUCACCUGAAACCAGCCCAGUCCUAUGGAUUUGCCGAGCCUCGCAAUGAUUCGGUAGAGCUCGAGUGGCCCGACUUCCACAAUGGGGCUGCAUCGGCUCUGGAGAUGGUCGUCGAUCAAGGUAAAGUGGAUUCGACUUGGUACUUUUCUCAGAGUCAGGGAGAGAGGAGCGCUCGGCAUGCUGGGCUCCUGCUCGGCUUGGGACUGGCAGGAAGAUUUGCAACCAUCGGACAGGUUCACACAUACCGCUACCUAGGCGAUCGACACAAUCUGACGUCUAUUGGACUCUUACUCGGGCUAUCAGCGACUUUUGUUGCGCAGGGCGAUCCGGACGUCAGAGCCUUGCUGGCCUGCCACGUCAAAGCGUUCCUCCCACCACAAUCCGCCAACUUGGCGCAUUCGACGCUAGUCCAGUCCGCCGCUCUCCUCGGUACAGGGCUCCUCUUCCUAGGAGCGGACGUGAGCCACAUCGCGGAGGCUCUGUGCGAUCAGAUCGGCGCUCAGGUCAUUGAGACGACGGACGCUCAGACCUUUUGUCGGGAGGCGUAUUCCCUCUCUGCAGCUCUCGGUCUGGGACUUGUCAUGCUCGGACGUGGGCGCAGGCAAGGUAUGAAGGCUGCAAGGGACCGCCGCAUUCUGUCCAAGUUGGAACGACUUAUUGUGGGGCCAGUGGAAGAGCUAUUCGGGGAGACCCUGGGAGAUCCUACUUGGCGCGUCGAUCUAAGAAUUACUGCAUCCCCUGCUGCUAUCGCCUAUGCGCUGCUCUUCCUCAGGAGCAAUGACGAAGUCGCAGCCAGCAAGAUACCGCUGCCGUCCAGCCCUGCAGAGCUCGACAAGCAUCGCCCAGACGUGCUACUCAUCCAUUCGCUCGCUCGCAAUCUGAUCAUGUGGAACACUAUGACGCCAUCUCAAGACUGGUUGCACUCAGUAGUGCCCCAAUUCCUCCGAGGAACGUCGAAGCAGACGAAGCCGUCGUGGUACACUCUUGCUCUCAUCAACAUUGAGAGCGGUGCACUCUUUGCUCUCAGUCUGAAGUAUGCAGGCUCGGCAGACUCAGCCACAAAGAAGCUCCUUCUCGAGAAGUAUCACGAAUGGACCCGUAUCGCCAAAAGUCUUGCCAAGUCCGACUACGAGGACCGCAUUCUACAGGCGGCAGCUCAAGCUUCUGCAGCCGUUGCUGCGACUGGUCUGUCCAUCGUCUUGGCCGGCACAGGUGACAUUGAUUUGUUGAAGCUACUCCGCUUCAAUCAUGGCUUCUCCACAGCACACGAGCCUUAUGGUCAUCAUAUGGCAACUCACAUGGCCUUGGGUGUGCUAUUCCUCGGCGGUGGACGUUUCACCUUCGGCAAUUCAGAUGCUGCCGUUGCUGCUCUACUGAUCGCCUUCUACCCGCGCAUGCCGACCAAAGCUACAGACAACCGUGCACACCUGCAGGCGUAUCGGCACAUGUGGAUGUUAGCUGUCGAGCCGAGGCUGGUGACAACACGAGAGGUGGACUCGGCCGAGGUUGCGCAGGUGCCGAUUACCAUCACAAGGAAAGACGGCUCGACGUACCAAGCCACGACCCCGCACCAGCUUCCUCACCUCGAUCGCAUCAAAGCCAUCUCUGUCAAUUCGGACAGAUACUGGAGCUCUCAAAUCCUUCUCGACAAAGCCUCAGAUCAGUCUGCGAUCUUGAAGAAAGCUAGCAGCUUCUCCGUCAAGAGAAAGGCGGGGCAUUUGAGCCAUGCAGUCGACCCUCAGGGCCAGCGUAGCAUCAUGAAUGCCUCUCUAGCGAAAGAGUCCGAUCAGGUCGGUGUGGAAGUGGCGGGGGUAUUCACUUCGCCAUCAAAUGUGCUGUCGCAGAUGGCAGAGGGCUCGGCCAUCAGUCGCGAGCUCGCGAGGCUGCUUCGACUUCUACCGCACCAGCAGGACGCGAAGGGGCUGUCCAAGUAUCUCCCAGAGGCUCUGGUGGCCUGUCUGCAGCGGGGCCAUCAGAACGAUUUGCCGCUGUACCUCUCGUUGUAUCAGUGCUAUAGUGCGACCAACCUCAGAGACGUCCGACCUACGGACUUGCAAGACUGCCUCUGGCUAGCUCGCUUUGCUUCACAAGCGGUCUCCACAAACGCUGCACAGGCAGACGACACGGGCAACAUCUUGCCCAAGUCUCUGCUCUUGACUGCUCGCCAAAGUCUGCAGAGGCUCGCGCGUGCCAGCGUGGUGCAAGGCGAAGUCCAGGCUAGUCUGAUCAGCUACUUGUGCAGUGCUGAGGACGUCUCGCUGUACGACAUCUGCUCGAAGGACCUAGCGCUGCUGCAUGAAGUGCACAACGCCCUGUGCAUCCUGUCCCCUCUGUCUCUGGGAAAUCUGCGAGAGCUGGUCAGGCUCAUGCGCGCUCUGUUUGCCUCGCUCGUCCAACGCGGUCAGGGUCUGUCAGAGUCGGCCGGCGGCGGUAGUGACGAUAUGGACGCUGCUUUCGAGGUGGUAAAGUCCGUUGGACAAAGCGCGGUCAGCGAGAUGCUGCAGAAGAGGUAUGGGAGCUGGGUGAAAGACGCAGAGUGGGCAGAGGUGGACGAGGUGCUGUUGAGGCUGGUGGUCUUGACCUGAACAAAGGAAUUGCCCAAGGUGAGGGGGUGUCAGGGGCAGAUGUUCAGAGCAAUGUCCCCGACGGGGCGAUGUGGUACAACAAAUGACAUUCCGGAGCGGUGACAGGGAGAGACGACUAUGAUACAAAUGCAAGUAUUGCCAAUGCUAGGAAACCGAGACCAAUGAGUGAAGCGGGUGCUACAAGGUGCUCUUCUGGCGCACUGUUGGCGUAGAUGGCAGCUGACGAAUGGGUCGCCGCCG
Microstroma glucosiphilum is the source of this 6456-nucleotide messenger RNA. RefSeq lists its product as hypothetical. NCBI's taxonomy places the organism in Eukaryota, Fungi, Basidiomycota, Exobasidiomycetes, Microstromatales, Microstromataceae. The coding region runs from base 106 to 6216 and encodes 2036 amino acids. Gene Ontology annotation, cellular component: anaphase-promoting complex. Gene Ontology annotation, molecular function: molecular adaptor activity. The transcript has a single exon. The record is from RefSeq and is a predicted model, not a curated record. Gene Ontology annotation, biological process: protein K11-linked ubiquitination; metaphase/anaphase transition of mitotic cell cycle; anaphase-promoting complex-dependent catabolic process.